CCUCCGGAGCCGGUUUGGACUGCUUGUGUGGGAGCAGGCACGGGGCGGGGGAGCGAGCAGAGCCCCCAGCCCUCUGAUGGGCAGUGGGGAGCCCGGUGGGAGCCCUGAUGGGCGUGUGAAAGUCUGCGGCCGGAGGAAGUUGGUCCCACUCGGAGGGCGGGCGACGCGGAGGCUCGGGGCGAAGAGGAACUUGCGCACCGGGCGCGAUCCUCGGCCGAGGCGGGGAGGGCGAGGCGGCACGGGGCCAGCGCUUGGAGCAGGCGGGAGGCUGCGCUGCAGAGCCACCACCACCAACCCGGGGGCUCAGGGCGGUGGCGAAGAGCGCCCGCUGUUUACGAAGAGAGCCUAGGAGCGCCCUGUUCUGGGGCGGCUAGUGGCACGUGUAGUCCCGGCGGACUUCUGGCUGCCCGGUUGCUCCCGGGAACACGUACCCAUGUCCCGACGACGACCGAGCUUGUCCGCUUUUAAGCCGAGGCCGAGCGAGGCUUAAUUUGCUGCUAAUGAAUCUUUUCCAGAAGUCCGCGACCUCCAGCUAGACGUUACUAGACGCUUGAAGCCAAGCUGCCAUCCGAGAGGACGACAUGCUUUCAGCAACUCCCCUGUAUGGGAACGUUCACAGCUGGAUGAACAGCGAAAGGGUCCGCAUGUGUGGAACAAGUGAAGACAGGAAAAUUCCUGUGAAUGAUGGUGACGCUUCAAAAGCCAGGCUGGAACUGAGGGAGGAGAAUCCCUUGAAUCACACCGUGGUGGAUACCAGUGGCGCCCAUCGGAUUGAUGGCCUGGCAGCACUGAGCAUGGACCGCACAGGCCUCAUCCGGGAAGGGCUCCGAGUCCCUGGAAACAUCGUCUAUUCUGGCUUAUGUGGACUGGGCUCAGAAAAGGGUCGGGAGGCUGCCUCAAGCUCUCUCAGUGGCCUUGGGUUUUCUUCAGAAAGAAAUCCAGAGAUGCAAUUCAAACCGAAUACUCCUGAGACAGUGGAGGCUUCUGCUGUUUCUGGAAAGGCCCCAAAUGGCUUCAGUGCUAUAUACAAAACACCGCCUGGAAUACAAAAAAGUGCUGUGGCCACAGCAGAAAGCUUGGGUUUGGACAGACCUGCCAGCGACAAACAGAGCCCUCUUAACAUCAACGGUGCUAGUUACCUGCGGCUGCCCUGGGUCAACCCUUACAUGGAGGGGGCCACUCCAGCCAUCUAUCCUUUCCUCGACUCGCCAAAUAAGUAUUCACUGAACAUGUACAAGGCCUUGCUACCUCAGCAGUCCUAUGGCUUGGCCCAGCCACUGUAUUCGCCAGUCUGCACCAGUGGGGAACGCUUCCUCUACCUGCCGCCCCCACACUAUGUUAACCCCCACAUCCCCUCCUCCUUGGCUUCACCCAUGAGGCUUUCCACACCUUCAGCCUCUCCGGCCAUUCCACCUCUCGUCCACUGCUCAGACAAAAGCCUCCCGUGGAAGGUGGGCGUCAGCCCUGGGAACCCUGUUGAUUCCCAUAAUUAUCCCCACAUCCAAAACAGUAAACAGUCCAGGGUGCCCUCCGCCAAGGCAGUCAACAGUGGCCUGCCAGGCGACGCAGCUCUCCUGCUGCCCCCUUCACCUCGGCCCUCACCUCGUGUCCACCUCCCCACGCAGCCCACUGCAGAGACCUACUCCGAGUUCCACAAGCAUUAUCCCAGGAUCUCCACCUCCCCCUCAGUCACCCUGACGAAGCCAUACAUGACAGUCAGUAGCGAGUUCCCCACAGCCAGACUGUCCAAUGGCAAGUACCCCAAGGCUCCAGAUGGGGGUGAUUGUGCCCAGCCCAUGUCUGGGCACACCCGGAAGACAACGAUUCAAGACAGAAAAGAUGGGGGCUCACCACCUCUGUUGGAAAAGCAGACUGUUACCAAAGAUGUCACGGAUAAACCACUGGACUUGUCUUCUAAAGUGGUGGAUGGAGACACUUCCAAAGCUGACCACAUGAAAAAGAUGGCUGCCACAGUCCUGGUUCACAGCCGGGCUGCAAGUGGAUUAGUGCUCUCCGGAAGUGAGAUUCCAAAAGAAACGCUAUCUCCUCCAGGAAAUGGCUGUGCUAUCUAUAGAUCAGAAAUCAUCAGCACUGCUCCCUCAUCCUGGGUGGUGCCAGGGCCAAGUCCUAAUGAAGAGAACAAUGGCAAGAGCAUGUCGCUGAAAAACAAGGCGUUGGACUGGGCAAUACCACAGCAGAGGAGUUCCUCCUGUCCUCGCAUGGGGGGCACAGACGCUGUGAUCACUAACGUUUCAGGGUCGGUGUCCAGCUCGGGACGCCCAGCCUCCGCCUCACCAGCCCCCAAUGCCAAUGCAGAUGGUACCAAGAGCAGCAGCAGGAGCUCUGUGGACAGCACGCCAUCAGUCAUUCAGCACGCGGGCCAGCCCCCAGCCACGCCUGCCAAGCACAGUGGCAGCAAGGGAGCCAAAGCCAGCAACCCAGAACCGAGCUUCAAAGCGAGUGAGAAUGGCCUCCCGCCAAGCUCAAUAUUUCUAUCUCCAAAUGAAGCAUUCAGGUCCCCACCAAUUCCCUACCCUAGGAGUUACCUCCCUUACCCAGCACCAGAAGGCAUCGCUCUAAGUCCCCUCUCUUUACAUGGCAAAGGACCUGUGUACCCUCACCCAGUUUUGUUACCCAAUGGCAGUCUGUUUCCUGGGCACCUUGCCCCCAAGCCUGGCCUGCCCUAUGGGCUGCAUACAAGCCGGCCAGAGUUUGUGACCUAUCAAGAUGCCCUGGGCUUGGGCAUGGUACAUCCCAUGCUGAUCCCACACACCCCCAUGGAGAUCACGAAAGAGGAGAAACCGGAGAGACGGUCCCGCUCCCAUGAGAGAACCCGUUAUGAGGACCCAAGCCUCCGCAGUCGGUUUUCUGAGAUGUUGGAAGCCAGCAGCACCAAACUACACCCAGAAGUCCCCGCUGAGAAGAACCUGAAGCCAAACCCUGGCUGGAAUCAAGGCAAAAGCGGCCUCAAAAGCGACAAGCUAGUCUACGUAGACCUCCGAGAAGAAGCCGAUUCUAAAACUGAUGCAGGAGCAUCCAAACCAGGCCUUGUAGCCGAGAGUGUGGGCCAGACCACAGAGCCCAGCAAGCCCGCGGCUGACCCUGUGACCAUGCAGCACCGUGAUUUCAUCUCCCUCAGAGAGGAGCUGGGCCGCAUCAGUGACUUCCACGAAUCUUAUGCUUUCAAACAGGCCCCGAGCCAGCCAGUGUUCAGCUUAGGCAAGGACAGUGUUGCAGCAGGAACCAACAAAGAGAACCUGGGGGUGCCGGUGGCAACCCCAUUCUUGGAGACAACUCUGGCCACCGAGGCCCCUGCUGUGACUUUUGGUAAAACCCAAGAGGAUCCCAAACCAUUUUGCGUGGGCAGCGCCCCACCGAGCAUGGAUGUCACUCCCACCUAUACCAAAGAUGGAACUGAUGAGGCAGAAGCCAACGAUGGCAAAGUUCUGAAACCGAAGCCAUCCAAGCUGGCAAAGAGAAUUGCUAACUCGGCAGGUUACGUGGGCGACCGAUUCAAGUGUGUCACUACCGAACUGUACGCAGAUUCCAGUCAGCUCAGCCGAGAGCAGCGGGCAUUGCAGAUGGAAGGAUUACAAGAGGACAGUAUUUUAUGUCUACCCGCUGCUUACUGUGAGCGUGCAAUGAUGCGCUUCUCAGAGUUGGAGAUGAAAGAGAGAGAAGGUGGCCACCCAGCAACCAAAGACUCCGAGGUGUGCAAAUUCAGCCCAGCCGACUGGGAAAGGUUGAAAGGAAGUCAGGACAAAAAGCCAAAGUCAGUCGCCCUGGAAGAGGCCAUUGCCGAGCAGAAGGACAGUGAGCGAUGCGAGUAUAGCACUGGAAACAAACAUGAUCUCUUUGAAGCCCCAGAGGACAAAGAUCUUCCUGUGGAAAAGUAUUUCUUGGAGAGGCCGCCUGUGAGCACGGGCGAGCCACCCGCUGACCAGGGGGUGGUGGACAUGCCACACAGCCCCACCCUCCGGCUAGACAAGAAACGCAAAGCGUCAGGUGACAGCACCCACGUUGAGGCCACUGUGGAAGGGCUGCCAGAGGACCCUCUGAAAGCCAAGCGGAGACGGGUCUCCAAAGAUGACUGGCCUGAGAGGGGAAUGACAAACAGUUCCUCUAACCACUUAGAAGACCCACAUUAUAGUGAGCUGACCAACCUGAAGGUGUGCAUUGAAUUAACAGGGCUCCAUCCUAAAAAGCAACGCCACUUGCUGCACCUUAGAGAACGGUGGGAGCAGCAGGUGUCGGCAGCAGAGAGCAAACCUGGCCGCCAAAGCCGGAAGGAAGUGACCCAGGCUGCUCAGCCUGAGGUCACCUCCCAGGGGAAUAACGUCACUGAAGAGAAGCCUGGCAGGAAAAAGGCAGAGGCCAAAGGCAACAGAGGCUGGUCUGAAGAGUCCCUCAAACCCAGUGACAAUGAACAAGGCUUGCCUGUGUUCUCCGGCUCUCCGCCCAUGAAGAGCCUUUCAUCCACCAAUGCAAGUGGCAAAAAGCAGACUCAGCCAAGCUGCACGCCAGCCUCGAGGCUGCCUGCCAAACAGCAGAAAAUUAAAGAAAGCCAGAAGACAGAUGUGCUGUGCACAGACGAAGAAGAGGAUUGCCAGGCUGCCUCCCCGCUGCAGAAAUACACCGACAACAGCGAGAAGCCAUCCGGGAAGAGACUCUGCAAAACCAAGCACUUGAUCCCUCAGGAGCCCAGGAGGAGCUUGCCGGUCCCGGGAGAGUACUACGUGGAGAGCAAUGACAGCAAGAUGACCGUGCGGAGAUUCAGAAAACGACCUGAGCCCAGUUCAGACUACGAUUUGUCACCAGCCAAGCAGGACCCAAAGCCCUUUGACCGUUUGCAGCAAUUGCUGCCGGCCACCCAGGCCACCCAGCUGCCACGCUCAAGUUCUCCUCAAGAGACCACGCAGUCUCGUCCCAUGCCACCAGAAGCUCGGAGACUUAUUGUCAACAAGAAUGCUGGCGAGACCCUCCUGCAGCGUGCUGCCCGGCUGGGCUAUGAGGAAGUGGUCUUAUACUGCCUGGAGAACAAGAUCUGUGACGUGAAUCAUCGAGACAACGCUGGUUACUGUGCACUGCAUGAAGCUUGUGCCAGGGGAUGGCUCAACAUAGUUCGUCACCUCCUUGAAUAUGGCGCCGAUGUCAACUGCAGUGCCCAGGAUGGAACCAGGCCUCUGCAUGAUGCUGUGGAGAAUGACCACUUAGAAAUUGUCCGAUUGCUUCUUUCCUAUGGUGCUGACCCUACUUUGGCCACAUACUCAGGUAGAACCAUCAUGAAAAUGACCCACAGUGAACUGAUGGAGAAGUUUUUAACAGACUAUUUAAAUGACCUACAGGGCCGGAGUGAUGAGGACCCCAGUGGCGCUUGGGAGUUCUAUGGCAGCUGCGUGUGUGACCCAGAUGAUGAAAGUGGGUAUGAUGUUCUGGCUAAUCCCCCGGGACCAGAGGACCAAGAUGAGGAGGAGGAUUCCUACAGUGAUAUGUUUGAGUUUGAGUUCUCCGAAAGCUCCCUCCUGCCGUGUUAUAACAUCCAGGUGUCCGUCGCUCAGGGGCCACGAAACUGGCUGCUGCUAUCAGAUGUACUCAAGAAGUUGAAAAUGUCCUCCCGGAUAUUCCGCUGCAAUUUUCCCAAUAUGGAAAUCGUCACCAUUGCAGAGGCAGAGUUCUACCGACAGGUCUCUGCAAGUCUCCUGUUCUCCUGCCCCAAAGACCUGGAAGCCUUCAACUCGGAAAGCAAGGAGCUGUUAGAUCUGGUGGAAUUCACCAAUGAGCUCCAGACCCUGCUGGGCUCCAGCGUGGAGUGGCUCCACCCUAGCGACACAGUCCCUGAGGGCUACUGGUGAGCCACCUGCCCUGCCCCACCUGCCCUGCCCCGCCCCGCCCUGCCCUGCCCGCCCACCCACUGUGUACAGUGUGUUAUAGUGUUAAUCCUUGUGCAUAUGUGUCAUACAUACUACGACGAUUUCUGUAAAGAAAGGACACUAUUACAUAUGAGAAUAUCUCUUUAUAUAAGAGACGUUACUCCAGUCCGAAGAACCUAGAAGCCCGUGUUUUCUUUCUAAACUUUUAAGUCAGUUUUUAUGAAGCUGUUCAAAUGUCUUUAUUUUUCAGUGCACACAUGCUUUGAGAAAUGUAUGUUUGUUUUUACUUGGAACAUUUUUCUUUUCUUUUCUAAGGAGAAAAAAUAAAAAUAUUAAAAAAAAGAAAAAGGAGCCCCAUACUUUAAUGUUAUUUCUUUCAUACAAAGCUCUGGUGACGGGCCAUGGCUGUAUCGUGUGGUCAGAGUCGUGUGGGUGGUUUGGGGGAGUGAAUUGGGUGAGGACACUUGGUGGCGAUGUGCUUUUAUGUUUUGUUUACAGAGUACCUGCUCACGCCAGGUAAAUGCUAUUGGAUGCAAUCCAGUAGUAUGUAAUAUAAAUUCAAACCAUAUCCACACACAACAACUAAUUGUAUGAAACUUUUGUAUCCUAAUUUAAAAGCUGUGAAAUUACUUUUCACACAUCAAACCGGAUUGUUUAUAUGUUUAAACAGUUUAUGCUCUUAUUUAAAGAAGACUUUGAGCUAUUUUUUUCUGUACCCUGUAAAAUAUUGAAAACUAACAUAAUAUGUUGAGGUUGCUUGAAAAUGUACAUAAAACUAAAAUUUUCUGACUUGUGUGUUUAUGUUUGAAAUCUGUGUUUUAACUUUGUAAGUAAAUCUCUGCCUUUGUAUUUAUAUUUUACAAAAAUUUUCUUAAAAGGCAAUAAACCUGUUGAGGAAAGGA
This is a messenger RNA of Peromyscus maniculatus bairdii (prairie deer mouse), 6772 nucleotides long. It is a transcript of the gene Bcor, whose product is annotated as BCL6 corepressor. The record is from RefSeq and is a predicted model, not a curated record. Gene Ontology annotation, cellular component: nucleus. Lineage: Eukaryota; Metazoa; Chordata; Mammalia; Rodentia; Cricetidae. Gene Ontology annotation, molecular function: transcription corepressor activity; protein binding. Gene Ontology annotation, biological process: negative regulation of transcription by RNA polymerase II.